GAACCUUAUUGCAGUGAGAUGGUUCAUCUACUACCUUUCUUAAAUCAAUCUACACAAAUUCCUGAUUACUUUAGUUUAUCUUUCUGGUUAAUUAAUGAUUCAGCCUUAUUGAUGCAUGAUGCAUGAUAAUUGCAGAACAGAAAUGUCUAUCAAACCUGAUGAUCUAGUCAUCAGUUUGCCUACACAAGGCCAUAUUAACCCUCUGCUACAAUUUUCUAAGCUCAUAGCUGCUAAAGGUAUCAAGGUCACAGUAGUCUUAACACGUUCGAUACAGAUGACUUCUCAACCAGACAUUCAAUCAGAACUUAUCAAACUUGAGUACAUCCCCGAAAGAAUUAAUCAAGAGGAAGUUCCUGAAAAGUCAGCCCAUUAUCAGGAUCCCCAUGAAGGAUGGUUUGGAAGGAUAAAGGCUAAAGCUUUGGAAAACCUCUAUAAUCAUGGAGAGGGAAGCCUCUUCCGGUGA
Oldenlandia corymbosa var. corymbosa is the source of this 463-nucleotide messenger RNA. The record is from the annotation of a GenBank genome assembly. NCBI's taxonomy places the organism in Eukaryota, Viridiplantae, Streptophyta, Magnoliopsida, Gentianales, Rubiaceae.